AUGAUUUUCAGAAAACGUGGUAAAUUACUAGAUGAUGAAAAAUGGUCCUAUGAUGGUGACUCGGUCGAAGUAGUAGACCAAUUUAACUAUCUUGGUAUUGUCCUACAUUUUACCUGCAAAUUUUCACAUGCUAUAAAAUGUAUAUCUGAACAAGGAAGAAAAGCAUGUUUUGCAAUGAAGAAAAGUUCCAAGCCCUUGUUUUUAAACCAAAGUUCAUUGUUGGCGUUAUUUGAUACGUAUGUAGCUAGCGUACUGUUCUAUGGUUGUGAAAUUUGGGGUUUUCAAAAAGCAGAUUUAAUUGAAAAAAUUCACCUUGAUUUUUGUAAAAAUUUUCUAAAAGUUAAAGGAUGUACAAGCAAUAUUAUGAUUUAUUUUGAAUUAGGUAGAUAUCCAUUGGUGCAUGAACGUACCUAUCGUAUGAUGAAAUAUUGGUUCAAACUGAUCAAAACUGAUAAUUGUAUAAUGAGUACAAUGUAUAGUGAGAUGAAAUCUAGCUGCAAAACGUUUCAAGAGUUGGGGCUUGGUUAUAUUUGGGACAAUCAGGAUCAUCUGGUAGAAAGUACGAUGUAUUAUUUAUCACUAAUUAAACAAAGGAUUUUUGACCAAGCAUUGCAGAAUCUUUACCAUCAGCUAAAUACAUCUGUGAAAUGCGGCAAUUUGUAUAGAUACUUGGUCGAAGACUUAAAAACUCAACAAUACUUGGUCAAACCUAUACCUGAUAUUUAUAAAACAUGUAUUACGAAAUUAAGGCUAUCUUCACAUAUUUUGGCAAUAGAAACUGGUAGAUAUAAGAAAAUAAGUCGUCCCAAUGGAAUCCACCCAGUGAAGCUCCAGUUAUUUCAGGAACAGUAUUCCCUGUGUUAG
Molecule: messenger RNA, 864 nt
Organism: Gigantopelta aegis
Lineage: Eukaryota; Metazoa; Mollusca; Gastropoda; Neomphalida; Peltospiridae
Exons: 3
Coding region: 1-864 (287 amino acids)
Source: RefSeq, a predicted model, not a curated record